CAGCGGCGACGCCUGGAUCAUGAUUCUUUCCGGCAACUGAAAGAGAAACAAAAAUGGCUUCUUCUUCUCUCGAGAUUGUUAAAUUGUGUGGCUCUCCUGUUUCGUUUCCGCGCCAUAAAUCUCCCAUUAGAUUGGAAUGUAGAAAAAGGGUUCUAAGAUUAUCCGAUUCUAGGACUUGGCAUCGUCUUGGUACAUGUGUUAGGGUUUCUUCUUCUGCUCUCAACGGUGAUAAUCAGUCCAAAGGUGAAGAACCUCCAGAAUCUUUGUUUAUGAAAGAAUUGAAGAGACGUGGUAUGACUCCUACUUCUUUGCUUCAAGACUAUGAAGUGGAUCAGGAUGAGAUCAAAACCGGUAAAGAAACAGGAAACACUCCUAAAGCGACUGCAACUACUCCGGCCUUUGAUAAAAGCUUGUUAAAUCAGAGAGAAAGAUCUUUGGCUUUAAACAGCGAAGGGCUUGAGGGGUUGAUUCCGCGUGCUAGGAUCUUGCUAACAAUUGGAGGGACUUUCUUCUUGGGCUUUUGGCCUUUGAUAGUCUUAACUCUCGGCGCCUUCUCUGCUCUUUACCUUUACUUUGGAGCAGAUUUCGUUCAUGAUGGAAGUAGAACUCCCGUUUCACCACCACCGUACAUCGAUCCAUAUGCUCUGUUGGAGGAUGAGAGGAUAUCAGGGAUGGAUCCUCGUGUAAAUUAGCAGGCAACAAGUUGUUCUUCAUACUCUCUACAUAACUACUAGUAUAGAGCAUAUAUAUUUGCUCUAAGUAUAUAUUUUUAAUUACAGUCUUUCCUUUAAUUUAUUUUCCUUGCAUUUGUAAAAAAAAUGUUGCUUUUCUAUUCUUGCAACUUAUUAAGGAUUCGAAAAGUUCAUUUCAAAUCCUUGUAUUUGGCAAACUCAAUAAAAUUUGACCACAUAA
Messenger RNA from Arabidopsis arenosa, 912 nucleotides. Lineage: Eukaryota; Viridiplantae; Streptophyta; Magnoliopsida; Brassicales; Brassicaceae. The record is from the annotation of a GenBank genome assembly.